UUGUGACCGCUGUAAUAAUACAAUAAUUAGUGUUCAUAUAUGAUAUUAAAAAUGGAAUUGUCCACAAUUGUGUACGUGUUUGCUAUAAUCGCCACAGUAAGUGGAUCAAAUCACAGAGCAGCGCGUUCACCACGCCUGGUUGGUGGAAAUGAAUAUUUUAUAAAUGUAAUGCAAGAAUUGGUGUUUGAAUUGGAGAAAUAUGGUUGGUGGAAUUUAAAAAUGUUAGAUAUAUCUCAGACGCUAAACGAACAUAUGUAUAACUGGCAUGUGUCCGGUACAGUCAACUACACAAAUGGUUUCGUCGUGUCCAUAGAAAAGAUUGACUUAUCAGAUAUUAACUCACUGAUGACUAGUAGAACAGUCAACGGUACAUUAGAAUGGCACGGUAGUGUCAGAGGACAUAUCAAUCUGAGAGACAUAAGGAUUGGCUAUGACGUAAUAGUCAAUUUAGACGGACAGCCAGAACAGAGAUAUACCGGAGUAUUCAGACAUUCUGUUAUAAGAAUCCUUUGUACGAUCAGUAAGAAUAUGAACGAUAAACAAAAGACGAUGCACGCGCAGACGGCUAACGUGAACGCAGUCAAUGGAGUCCGAAUGAUUUACCUACCAGCUAACCAUGUUACACAAGUCAUAUCUAGACGGUACUUACCUCGUAACAACUGGGAUAGUGUAAACAGCUGGUGCAGAGACGUUGUACAGCCAAGACUACAAAAGGUUGCUGAAAAAAUACAAUAUCCAAGUGUCUGUUUUGCCUGCUAAUAUCAAGUUAAACAUCUUUCUAAUAAUUGUUUCAUUUAA
Messenger RNA from Papilio xuthus (Asian swallowtail), 798 nucleotides. RefSeq lists its product as uncharacterized. Lineage: Eukaryota; Metazoa; Arthropoda; Insecta; Lepidoptera; Papilionidae. The transcript has 5 exons. The coding region runs from base 40 to 759 and encodes 239 amino acids. The record is from RefSeq and is a predicted model, not a curated record.